UUUGCCAAUUCAGGUUUCUUGGUAGUAAUAUACAUUUUUCUUGUAUAUAUGGAAGGAAACGUGUCGACAGCGCAUCAAGCCUUUGGCAUGGGCCCUUGUGGCCCCAAUCCAUCCCCAGCCCAUGGUCCUCAGCCGGGUCAAGGGCCCAGAAACCCUGGUCAUCCAGGAUCUUAUGGAGCUCCACACCCUGAGGACCAGAGCAGCCUUCCCCAGCCCCCACACCAUCACCAAAACCAGCAGCAACCCCAUCACCACAUCCAGCACAGCAGACCCUUCUUCUACGUGCAGCCCUCCCAGUUAUACCCCCCUCCUUCUCUGACCUACCCGUGGCCGAUGCCCGUGCCCUACAACCCAUACUGUGGCUACCCCGGACUGGGAGGUUAUGGCAUGAUGAUGCCAAACCCCUUCCAGCCCAGUACCUACGUAGAGCACCCGGGUUACGUUUUAGCCCACUCCCAGCUUCACCUGGCCGACUACAGGCGCAUGACCAACCCUCACUAUCAUGCCAGCCAUCACCCCCAGGCCAUGGCCUACCACGCUCGCAGGUUUCGCUACCAACACAGCGCAACUCAUGCCAGAGAGAUGAUAAACUCUGAGGUACAGACUGAUUCCCUGCCAGGUGCAGUGUGUUCAGACUCACAGCUCUCCAAAUUAACGGAGUCUUCACCUAUAAGUGGAGUUCAAACCAACUCUGAGUUUGGCAAGUCUAGCAGCUGUGCACAGCCCCUAUCCACGGUUGCUGCUGGUGAGGAGGUGAUUUCCAAAUCAGCUGGCUGCCAGGAUGUAGUUUCACCGACCCCCAACCCUGUCAAUGCCCGGUCUACUGCUUCCCAGAAGGGCAGCUUUUUAUUCCAGGCGGAGAUGGAGGAGGUGAGGAUCGAGUGCUGCAGCACCCUGACAGGCCUAAAGAUCCGUAAAUCUCAGUCCCAGGAGACUGGAGAACUGGCGGCCGCUGCCACCACCACCACCACCACCACUACCACCACCACCCAAUGUGUGUCUCACAGCAUGUCGGGAGCUGAUGGGGAAGUGAAGCUCCGCCCACAGUCCUCUCUCCACCCUCUGGAACAGAGCUCCAACCACCGGGAGGCCCACGGCAGGAGUCUGGAGGGGGAGGGGUUGAGGCCUUGUCUGGCCGAGGUCCAAGAGGAGCAAUGUGGACAAGCCUGUCCGAACCUCCUACAAGUAGGAAGGUCACCAUCCGCAGAGACAUCUCCCGCCAUCGUGAACAUGUCGCCGGGACAGCCGGGAACUUCUAGACCUGACAUGGAUCACAGGCUGGUUGUCCAAACGCACGGUACCGAUUCUCCUCAGUUGGCGAGGAGCGACGGACAGGAAGUGAGCAUGAACAUGCAGUACCUUGAGGAGCUGAGGAAGAUGGAGGUGUCCCUUUGGUCAGCGGAGUCUCUGGCACCAUACGUGCCCUCGUCGGAGUUAAUGAUCCGUCAGGGCCUGAUGUCCCUCCACAGGCAGACGCUGAGCCCUGUGGUGGAGGUCCCCCUGGCAGAGGAGGGCCCAGUGGUGCAGGAAGUCCCUGUCACUCUGCAAGUCCCUGGCGCGCAAGAGGUCCUUACUCCGGAGGAAGGGUUUCCCAAGGCGGUGCAGGGCCCUGUGGUGGAGGAAGUACUUACAGCAGAGGUCCCUAUGAACGAGGUGGUUCCCACGGCGGAGGUAAUCCCCAUGAUGGAGGAGCCGCUGUCUGCUAUAUACAGUCCUAACAUGGACGCUCUCACGUCACCAGAGAGCAGUAAGAGGGGUGCAGCGAGCGAUCUGGAUCACCAGGACACCUUUGAGGUGUUGCCCACGUACCUUCCCUCAGCCAGCUGGCUGGCCGACUUGGGCAAUGUGUACUACUACAGCAAGCUGCCUCGUAGUGUCGAAGAGCAGCCACAAAUCCUCCGAAUCAGCCCACUGAAGCCGCUGAGCCCCAAGGUGAACACUAACCUACAACAGGAGCCAAAAGAUCCUUGUGCCACAUUGACAACAGCACUAGGGAUAAAGGGAGAGGGAUGCAGCCUGAGGCAGAAGGUGGACAGGAAAAGUUACUCUGACCACGAGUGCUCCGCUAACCGAACGGUCAAUCAAAAUACACUGACCCCUGGUGGCCAGAAAAGGAACCGCAUCUGUGCCCGAUGUUUGACGACUACAAAGUGCAGAGCGAAGAAAAGGACGGACAGUCCAGGGUCGGACGUUCCCGUAGUUAAACGGCAAGGGGUUCUCAUCCCACCUUGGGAGGAGUCUGUCCUAGCCCAGACUUGUGCUGCCUGCAAAUCCCUCCCCCGGAGACAAGUAAUGAGGAAACGUUCCAGGUCAGAUGCUCCAGGGGGAUACAACGAAGAGACAAGUGAUGGCGAGACAUCUGAAAACAGUUCUUUUUGGGCAAGGCCAGGGGCGCCUAAACUGAGGGGCUCCAAAGACCUCAAGAGGCCCCUGGACUCGAGGUCUCAAUCCUCUAUGAAGAGCCACUCUGAGAAGUGUCCUGUGGCUCUGCAGUCCAAAUUGAGGGAGAAGAACUGUUCCUGCCAGGUGCCCCACCUUCGUCACGGACCCAUGACCGCCACGUGGGAAGGUCAAAGCCGGUCGCGGCGCCAUUCCCAUAGCAACUCGAUCCGUGAGCAAAAUGAGGAGAACCUUGGCGUGGCAGUCUCGGUCCAUCUUCAGGACAAGUGCCGGAACCAGGAUGGACUCCUGGACCGCCGUUACCUCACGGAAAAGAAAUUACAACAAGGUAACCGUAUGUUUGAACCGCUGGCAACGUUCCCUACAGAAAGGUUGUGGAGAGCCGACACGUCCGCCUCCGAUAACAUCCUGAGCAACCGGAACAUUCCCAGACCAAGAAGUUUGAAUCCACAGACACAACACGUUUCACAAGCACAAGGAAUGAACCGGAAAGACACAAGAUGUUGAUUUUUUUUCACAAGCACAUUUUUUCAACUAAAGCACUUUUUUUAUUCUACACCUUUUAGAAAUUGA
This is a messenger RNA of Esox lucius (northern pike), 2973 nucleotides long. RefSeq lists its product as uncharacterized. The record is from RefSeq and is a predicted model, not a curated record. Bases 49 to 2907 code for a protein of 952 amino acids. Lineage: Eukaryota; Metazoa; Chordata; Actinopteri; Esociformes; Esocidae. The transcript is spliced from 10 exons.